AAAUUACUGUACAUAAAUAUCCUCUCAGAUACCAGUAGUAAAGUAAGCUUGCAGUAAAUCCCAAAAUACAGUAGACUUGCACUAGUUGCUGAGUUGCAGUUGCUUAAGCAAGGUAGAUAAACUUUGCUUCUUUUCUUUUACUACUUUUUAGAAAACAUUUCACGGGAUAUCUGUGAAACAGAGAGAAGAUCAGAAGAAGAAGAAUAGAGAGAAAGGUAAAGAAGAAGAAAUCAAAGAAAAAUAUUAUGAGGAUUGAGAAGAAGAGUCUAAUAAUCUGCAUAGUUGUGGGUUUUUUAGGGCUUCUUGCAGCUGUUCUUGGUUUUGCUGCUGAAGGUAAAAGAAUCAAACUGUUAAUUGAAACGGUGACCUUAUCCCACCGCGAUUUUUCAACUGAUGGAAUGGUUCCAAAAUUAGUUAAGAUUAAAAAGGCUUCUCAAGUUAAUGAAAUUCAACCUGGUAUUUGUGCUUACCCAAGGAGUCCAGCUUAUGGGCUAGGGACAAGUGCAGCGGUUGCCCUUCUAGCUGCUCAAGUUAUUGUUAAUGUUGCAAGUGGUUGUAUUUGUUGCCGACGAAAUCCCUAUACUUCAACUACUCAUUGGACUCUUGCCCUUAUUUGCUUUAUUAUAUCCUGGUUCACCUUUGUCGUAGCAUUUCUCCUACUCCUCGGUGGCGCAGCCCUCAAUGAUCAACAAGGUGCUGAAAAUGCGUACUUUAGCUAUUACUAUUGCUAUGUUGUCAAGCCUGGUGUCUUUGCAGUGGCGGCUGUGUUAUGCCUUGCAAGUGCUACCCUUGGCAUCUUGUAUUAUCUAACCAUUUCAUCUGGAAAGGACAAUCUAUUUGGAAACCCUGCUGCUCCAAAUCAGAGUGGCAUUGCUAUGGGCCAACCUCAGGUUCCCCCUACUUCUCAUAAUCCCGUGUUCGUGCAUGAAGAUACUUAUGUAAGGCGACAAUUCACCUGAGUAGUUGAUGCGGAACUAGCACCUUUUUUUUUUUCUUCUUCUGAAUCAGCUAGCUGUCUUUUGACAGCCUGAAUUUUCCACGAGAAUGGUCAGUUUUUAGGGAUUUUCUGUUUUCCCUCUAUUUUGGGAAAUUUCUAGUGCCCCCCACCCCCCUUCAAAGAAUAUAUAGCUAGCUAUUGUAAAUACAUUUGGGGGUCUAUAUAAUGAUCGUCGAGCUCCCUCAUCCUAUCACUCGCAGCUGUUUAUAUAUUUGUAAAAGUUGCAGUUAGCUACAGUUUGUCACUCGUUGAUCAUCGUGAAUUUCUUUGGUAAUUCUCGAUGCUUGGGCUCUGUUCAUUUAUUAUUAAUUGGCCCUAGCAAAUAUUUU
Chenopodium quinoa (quinoa) is the source of this 1326-nucleotide messenger RNA. RefSeq lists its product as uncharacterized. The coding region runs from base 246 to 959 and encodes 237 amino acids. NCBI's taxonomy places the organism in Eukaryota, Viridiplantae, Streptophyta, Magnoliopsida, Caryophyllales, Amaranthaceae. The transcript has 4 exons. The record is from RefSeq and is a predicted model, not a curated record.